UGAUUCCCCCAUUCUAUUUUCAUUCUGUUUGUUAUGCUAACAUCACAUCAAGACAAGUAUUAAUUUUUUUUUACAAAAUGUCUUGUAUCCCAUUAAUAAUAUUAAUUUUUUCACAAAUUCUUCUGAGUUCAAAUGCAGAAAACGACUUCAAUAUAGAACAUUUGUUUAGAGAAUCUCAUUGUAUACCACAGCCGACUGAAGACGUAUUUACAGAUUAUCUGUCGAAAAUCCAAGCGCAAGGUGAAGAAUUAUUUAUUUCAGCUGAAAGUACAGGAACAAAAGAUCUAAAUGCCAAUAGAAAUUACAGAUCAGAAGUGAAUUUAUUAGUUCAAUAUAACAAAAUAGAUUUUUCAUACAAAGUGGAGGAUGAAAAGGCUACCCCUGACAAGAUUUUCAAUAUAUCCCUCCUUCUUGGGGACGAAAUAUACUAUGGUAUAGGCAAAUCUAAAAAAGAAGCUAAAGAAAUGGCCUCAAAGCAAGCUUUAGAGAAUACAAGUUAUCAGAAACCAAACAUGAAAAUGAAAAAUCAUGGGUCACUCGAUGAAAAUCUUCCUCCUACCGUUCGUCUGAAUAAUAUAGGCUUGAAACUUGGCUAUCUAAUACAAUAUUAUAUGGUUGAUGUUAAGUUAUCAAAAAGAAUAAUUAACUUGGAACUAAUGAAAGAUGGUUUUCAAUUCACUAAUACAACAUUUUGGAAAGUUUCUGCUAAUUUGGAUGAACCUCCUAAAAGUCCAUUCAAUGUUGAGGUGUAUGUAGAAGGCAAGAGUUUUUAUGGUAAGGCACACAGCAUUCAAUCCGCAAAACAUGAAGCAGCUUCGAAAGCUCUGAAAUAUUUGGAGGAAAAAGGUCUGGACAAAAACAGUGUGUGUACUACUAAAGGUUAUGAGGUUGAAUGUGAGGAAGUCAAAGGAAAAUUAAAAUCUCCAAUUAGCAUUCUGUAUGAAUAUGCCAUGAUAAAUAGACUUAAUUUGGAAUUCAAUGAACUGAAGAAAUUAGGACCCCCUCAUAAACCUAUUUUUGAAAUGGAAUGCGUCUUAGGUUCUGAAAAAGUUACAGCCAGAGGAAAAUCAAAGAAGGAGACAAAAAGAAUACUUUCUGAGAAGAUGCUCCAAAAAUUACCUGAAUUAGAUUUAUCGGUUGGUUUAUAUGAUGACAAUACAGAGACUCAUACCUCCAAGUUGAAGAAAAGAAAAAAUAACUUGGUUAAUUCUGUUGCUGAAGUUUUAGGCAAUAUUGGAAAUUAUUUUGGCUCAGAUGACGGGGUAUCAGGAGGCAACUCGAAUGAAUUUGAUGAUACAGGAAAUGAUAAAUCCAACAAAAAAAAAAGAAAAUCCAACAAAAAUAUCGAAAGUACUUGGUCGCCCAAGGAAAAGCUAGUGGAGUCAGGGAAAGCACUCAAUUUAAAUAUAAAAUUUUACACUGUCCCGAAAGAAAAAUCAGGAUUUUAUACUCUAUUAAGUUUAGAUAUCGAUCCUUCACAUAUUUGUUUGGGCAUUGGAGCGAAUUCAGAAAUAUCACAAGAAUAUGCUGCUCUCAACGCUUUGAAAUUUCUUCAGAGACUUGAUGUUUUAGAAGCGGUAGAAGAGGAUGAUUUGAAUAUAGAGCGGUUUUCCUUCGACAACUACAUUUGGUUAACAAAGGAUCACGAUCACACUAAGGUUUAGACUCGUCAAGGAUCACACUGAAGAAUUUGAGUUUUUUU
Molecule: messenger RNA, 1702 nt
Organism: Harmonia axyridis
Lineage: Eukaryota; Metazoa; Arthropoda; Insecta; Coleoptera; Coccinellidae
Product: maternal effect protein staufen-like
Exons: 7
Coding region: 78-1664 (528 amino acids)
Source: RefSeq, a predicted model, not a curated record